Amorphotheca resinae ATCC 22711 is the source of this 1216-nucleotide messenger RNA. RefSeq lists its product as hypothetical. The transcript is spliced from 4 exons. The record is from RefSeq and is a predicted model, not a curated record. The coding region runs from base 148 to 1125 and encodes 325 amino acids. NCBI's taxonomy places the organism in Eukaryota, Fungi, Ascomycota, Leotiomycetes, Helotiales, Amorphothecaceae.
ACCCUUUUUCAACCUCUAUUAUCUGUUCCAUAAACCCAAGAAGAAACACUUUCCACUUCCUUCCUACGAUACCCAAUCUUAGCAGUUUUCAUUUCUCUCAAUUUGACUUUCCAAAGCAACUGUUUCUCUUUCUGAUAUCCCGUAAACAUGGAGACUGUAAAUCAUCUUACAACUGCUGCUUCCCGCGCCAUCUGGGGAGAGUCGUCGAAUUCCGCGGCGGAGAAUACGCGCAACGAGACGGCGGGACAGGAACCGCUGUCUGGGCAGCUGGGAAAUGUCGCCGCGGGAGAGCCGUAUGAUAAGGGCAAUAUCGAACCUCCAAUUGCUGAAAAAUCCAUGUCCCCAACGUCGGAGGACACAUCACUCAGUAACAGCGGACCGAACUCGACGACAGGAAUCGCAGGCAUAGAUAGCAUAUCCAGUACCAGCCAACCCAAUACAUCAGCGGUAUCAACUGCAGACAGCAUGCACGGAAAUACAGCCUCGACGGGUCAGAUCGGAUCAGUAUACGGCGCGGACCAGGCUGGUGCAACGAAUUUGCACGAUCCCACUUCUGAUACCGCAUUCGACAAACCCAUUGCCUCCAAUGAUAUUCAUGGCCGUACGGAUGCACCAUCUGGAGUCGCAGAACCCACGAGCGAUGCGCAGCAGACACUGAACGAUCGGUUGGAUGAGCUGCGUGGCAGCGAAAAGCAAGAUCGCAUUCAGGAGACGACAAGGGAGGCUGAGAACACGACGGGUGCUAGUGCGAAGAAGGGACCUGGACCAGAUCCUAAGAGUCUUGAAGAGAAGCUCCGCGAGGCAGGAGGCACUUCUGGUCCUGGUGCAGGAGGGAACAAUGGCCCUCAGAAGCAAGGAUAUGGUGAAGGAGCAGGUGAACAAUACGUCAAGGGCCCAGGCACGAAAGGCGAGGGUGGUUACUUCGAUGUUCCCCAGGCUAGUGAGCGCAAGGAAGUUGAGCGUCUCCGGGACCAGAAAGGAAUGAACCACCACACCGGUCCCGAAGAGUCCAAGCCAAGUGAUACAGGCACAAGCUCUUCAUCGAAAGCCGGCCAGGAGGAGAAAGCAGCAAAGACGAGUUUGAAGGAGAAGAUCAAGGCGAAGUUACAUAUCGAUAAGCACUAAUCCCUUCCGCGCCUCUGUUCGAUCCUUGGAUGUGAGAGUGGGCCCGAAAGGGGCAGAACGGAUCUGAAGGCAGAUUCUUCGAAGCGUGUCU